Molecule: messenger RNA, 1319 nt
Organism: Hevea brasiliensis (rubber tree)
Lineage: Eukaryota; Viridiplantae; Streptophyta; Magnoliopsida; Malpighiales; Euphorbiaceae
Product: ankyrin repeat-containing protein BDA1-like
Exons: 2
Coding region: 1-1260 (419 amino acids)
Cellular component (GO): plasma membrane
Molecular function (GO): protein phosphatase 1 binding; protein phosphatase regulator activity
Source: RefSeq, a predicted model, not a curated record
AUGGAGUACGGGCAGCUGUUUGUUGCUGCUCGCACAGGGAAUGUGGAAAUCCCGUGCAUUUUCCCGCAGGAUACUAAUCCACAGUGGACGCCCUUACAUAUAGCUUGCAUGUUUGGGCAAGUGGAUUUUGCCAGGGAGUAUUUAAGACGCUAUCCACAAAAUCUCCAGCAUGAGAAUCCAAAUGGUUGUAGCGGUUUACACUUGGCAUCUUCCAAUGGCCAUUUAGAGAUGAUAAGGUUGCUUCUGACACUAGGACAUAACAGAGAGCUUUGCAUGAAAAGGGAUAAGGAUGGUAGAACUCCUCUUCAUCAUGCAGUUAUUAAUGGUAGUGACCGCGUGGUGAACCGACUGCUUGAUGCUUGUCCGGAGUCUGCUCUGGAGGUCACUGUUCAUGGGGAGACAGUAUUUCAUCUAGCUGUGAAGAAUAAAGUAUCUGUAUCUCGUGAUUUAUUCGAAGAUUUACUUCGGGGACCAUAUGCCCACAAGCUAUUGAAUAUGGCUGAUAAAGAAGGCAAUACAGUGUUGCAUUUGGCAUUAGUUCGGAAACAGAGACAGAUAAUUGAGCGCUUGAGCAGAGAACGUACUUUGAAUGUGAACGCUGUCAACUCAUGUGGGCUUACACCUUUGGAUCUUCUAGUGAUUGAUCCCAUCAAUUUCGCGGAUAGAAGAAUAGAAAAAAUAAUUAAAUCUGCAGGUGGAGUAAGGUUAAAUGAGAGUCAAGAAAGACGCGAAGAGUGGAAAAGUGUAUCAAGCGGGCUUUUUGUGAUGGCAUCACUUAUUGCGGCUGCUUGCUGCCAGAUUGCUGUUUUCCUCCAAGUGGGUUUCUGGGAGGGCUUGUCCCCUAUCACAAGUGUCAACGUUACUUCAGUUCUCAACGCUACUGCUUCCAUACAAAAGCCCGGGAAUGCAACACUCUACCUUCAAAAUGGCAAAGCCAUAUACAAAAAAUACGAAAAUUUGGUGCUCCUUGACGGUAUAGUCUUUCUGUUCUCUAUUUAUAUCAUAAUACUUACGCUGUUACCAAAAUUUAGGUCAAGUGGAGAUUUAGUUAAAUGGAUAUACUUAAUCGUGGUGACUUUAAUGAAUGUGAUAUUUUUUACUGUAUUAUUUGCCGGAGUGGCGUUUUAUAGAUUCAAUUGGAGCAGUCAAGAACGCCAAUAUUUGUAUUUUUUUAUUUUUGUUGCUCUCUCAUCGUUGGGAGUCUUUGUAAUUCCUCUUGUCAGUAUUUUUAUUAGAUUUCUCCUUAGUAGGAGAAACUAGUGACGAAGCCAAAAAGACUAUUGGCUACACCCGGGGAAUCAAGUGUACUCUGAGUUAAA